GAGCCUGUGAAACUUGGGACUUCCCUGUGAAAGCAGAUUUGGAGCGUUAUCAUGCAUGUUAUCAGCGGCGUACAGAUCUUGGCGGACAUUACCUCAUAGCUCGCCCCCACAGGCACCUGCCUGGUUGGCCCAUGUCCGCUCCAAAAGUUGCCACCUUUUUAGCCUCAGGCAUCCAGGAGUCAAAGUCAGGCACGAGCUACUGGAGCUAGUGUGUUUUUCGGCAGAGCUCCGGACGUGCCUACGUCUGACUUCGCGGCAAUUUGGCAACGCAGACAGAUAAACCUCAAUUGAAGCUGUCCCACCUCCCCGGAAACCCACCGAGAGAGCCGAAAACUGCCCGCCAUGUCUCUAGCCCCCUUCAUCAGCAAGCGGCCUUGGCUGGUCAAGAUGCUGCAGCCCCUGGCGCAGAUGUACGUCAACCAGGCCGGCUACCGCAAGAUGGGUCUCCGCACCGACGAUCUCAUCUCGGAGGAGAACGAGACGGUGCUCAAGGCGCUGAGCCGCCUGCCGCCCCGCGAGAGCUACGACCGCAUCUACCGCAUCCGCCGCGCCCAGCAGCUCAGCAUGCAGCAGAAGAUCCUGCCCAAGGCGGAAUGGACCAAGCCCGAGGAGGAUGUCGAGUACCUUGGUCCGAUAUUGCGGGAGGUUGAGGCCGAGGAGAAGGAGCGCGCGGCGCUGGAUACCCUGACAAUUGCCAAGAAGCACUGAGUCUCGAUGUUUUGUUUAGGGGGGUAGUUGAGGCUUGCGUGCUGGGCGGGCGGAAUGAAGAGGAGGACCGCAACUCGCAGCACAAACCAAUGUACAUUUACAGGAGACGAAGGUUGCGCUUUCAAGACCUUAGACGUUUGUUGCGGGUGAGGGCCAUUGCUUACAAAGUCGAGCAGCAAUGUUGUGUGUAUAGCCUCUAGGGGCAUCCGUUCCAUCAAUUAGAACCCCGAUCGCCGUUUUCCCAGCUCAAGAUUGCCCAGGUGACAGUCGCGUAUCCUACACCUUCAGGAGAAGAAGGGGAGUUGCAAUUGACUUAGCUCUUUUGAGCAUCGAGACUUUACAAUGUCUAUAUCAACCCGCCAGAGUGUCGAUAGGAGCGACGGCGGAUCUCGUACUCACGUAAACCAACAUCAAGUUAUACACGAG
This is a messenger RNA of Lasiosphaeria miniovina, 1134 nucleotides long. Its product is annotated as cytochrome b-c1 complex subunit 7. NCBI's taxonomy places the organism in Eukaryota, Fungi, Ascomycota, Sordariomycetes, Sordariales, Lasiosphaeriaceae. Gene Ontology annotation, biological process: mitochondrial electron transport, ubiquinol to cytochrome c. Bases 343 to 708 code for a protein of 121 amino acids. The record is from RefSeq and is a predicted model, not a curated record. The transcript has 2 exons.